AUGGCUCGGUGCCAUGCCGCUGCUGUAAUAGGAGCAGAAGAGAGGAGGACAGCAGAGGAGAGAAGGGCAGCAGAAGAGAGGAGGAAAGCAGAAGAGAGAAGGGCAGCAGAAGAGAGGAGGACAGCAGAGGAGAGAAGGGCAGCAGAAGAGAGGAGAAAAGCAGAAGAGAGAAGGGCAGCAGAAGAGAGGAGGACAGCAGAGGAGAGAAGGGCAGCAGAAGAGAGGAGGAAAGCAGACGAGAGAAGGGCAGCAGAAGAGAGGAGGACAGCAGACGAGAGAAGGGCAGCAGAAGAGAGGAGGAAAGCAGAAGAGAGAAGGGCAGCAGAAGAGAGGAUGACAGCAGAGGAGAGAAGGGCAGCAGAAGAGAGGAGGAAAGCAGAAGAGAGAAGGGCAGCAGAAGAGAGGAUGACAGCAGAAGAGAGAAGGGCAGCAGAAGAGAGGAGGAAAGCAGAAGAGAGGAGCGCAGCAGAAGAGAGGAGCGCAGCAGAAGUGAGGAGCGCAGCAGAAGAGAGGAGUGCAGCAAAACAUGAGAGGAUUAAAGAUGUUUAUUCAAUUUAA
Molecule: messenger RNA, 558 nt
Organism: Closterium sp. Naga37s-1
Lineage: Eukaryota; Viridiplantae; Streptophyta; Zygnematophyceae; Desmidiales; Closteriaceae
Source: the annotation of a GenBank genome assembly